Molecule: messenger RNA, 3510 nt
Organism: Megalobrama amblycephala (Wuchang bream)
Lineage: Eukaryota; Metazoa; Chordata; Actinopteri; Cypriniformes; Xenocyprididae
Product: NACHT, LRR and PYD domains-containing protein 3-like
Exons: 9
Coding region: 169-3510 (1113 amino acids)
Molecular function (GO): protein binding
Source: RefSeq, a predicted model, not a curated record
CAUUCCAAAGUUCCUAUGGGAGUCAUUGGGAGUAUCCCAACUCUGUUUUCCAACGGAUCUGAGCGCUACACUGCGAUAUGUUUGUUUCUGUUUCGUUUUGACUCGAGCUUGAAGUGUCGGUGCUGAACGAACAUCAGUGAGUUUGACGUGUUUCCAUAUACAGGGAAGAUGUCAGACUUUGAGACGAGGAAGAGAAAGAGAUCUUCAUCUCCAGAUCCCAGCCGUGUGUCUCUGAAGAGCAAUCAAUCCAUGCCUCCUCCUCUUAACUUCAGUGAUGGAACAGUGACCUCUGACCCCAGAGAUGAUCAGACUGGAGACCAGGAUUCUCCUCAAGCAGUAGAUGAUGAACUCCAGAGAGUCAAAGACCAGCUCAAAACCAGCAUGAAGAACAAGUAUGAGAGAUUAUUUGAGGGACUGAACCUCCAGGAGAAUGAAACCCUCCUGAACAGGAUCUACACACAGCUCUACAUCAUAGAGGGAGAGAGUGAAGGAGUGAAUGAAGAACAUGAGGUUUUCCAGAUGGAGAAAACAGCCAGAACACAACACUCACAAGAUACUCCAAUCUACUGCAAUGACAUCUUUAAAGCCUCAGCUGAACCAGGAUGUGAGGAGAAACACCAGAUCAAGACUGUUCUUACUAAAGGCAUCGCUGGAAUCGGAAAAACCGUCUCUGUGCAGAAGUUCAUUCUGGACUGGGCUGAGGGAAAAACCAAUCAGGAUGUAGAUUUCAUGUUUGUGCUUCCAUUUCGAGAGCUGAACUUGAUCCGAGAUCAUCAGUACAGUCUUCACAGACUUCUGCUGGACUUUCAUCCUGAACUUCAAGAUCUGGACUCAAAGAUUUAUGAGGAGAGUAAAGUUGUGUUCAUCUUUGAUGGUCUGGAUGAAAGCAGAAUCACACUGAUGUUUUCAAACGCUCAGAAAGUUUCUGAUGUGACCGAGUCUUCAUCAGUUUCUGAUGUGACUGAGACUUCAUCAGUGGGUGUGUUGAUGUCAGAGAAAGUUUCUGAAGUGACAGAGACUUCAUCAGUGGGUGUGUUGAUGUCAAAUCUCAUGACAGGAGAGCUGCUUCCCUCUGCUCUCAUCUGGAUCACCUCCAGACCAGCAGCAUCCAAUCAGAUCCCCUCCAAAUACAUCAACCGUCUGACAGAGAUUCAGGGAUUCAAUGACCCUCAGAAGGAGGAAUAUUUCAGGAAGAGAAUCAGUGAUGAGCAUCAAGCCAGCAGAAUCAUCUCACACAUCAGAAGAGCAAGAAGCCUCCACAUCAUGUGCCACAUACCCGUCUUCUGCUGGAUCUCAUCCACUGUGCUUCAGAAGCUCCUGAAAGAAGAUCUGAGUGCAGAAAUCCCUCAAACUCUGACUGAAAUGUACAUCCACUUCCUGCUGAUUCAGAUCAACAUGAGGAAUCAGAAGUAUGAAGAGAGAGAUCCAGAGAAACUGCUGCAGUCCAACAGAGAAGUGAUUGUGAAACUUGCUGAAGUGGCUUUCAAUCAGCUGAUGAAGGGCAAUGUGAUGUUCUAUGAGGAGGACCUGAGAGAGAGCGGCAUAGACGUCACUGACGCCUCAGUGUAUUCUGGGAUUUGCACUGAGAUCUUUAAGGAGGAAUCUGUGAUUCAUCAGAGGAAAGUCUACAGCUUCAUUCAUCUGAGCUUUCAGGAGUUUCUCGCUGCUUUCUAUGUGUUUUACUACCAUGUGAUCAAGAACAAGAAACCACUGGAUGAACUCAGAGUUUACAGAUCUUAUAAAGACUCUCUGUAUUCUCUACUAACAUCAGCAGUAAAUAAAGCCCUCAGGAGUGAGAAUGGACAACUGGAUCUGUUCCUGCGGUUCCUGCUGGGCGUCUCACUGGAGUCCAAUCAGAGAGUCUUACAGGAUCUACUGACACACACAGAGAACAGCUCAGAGAGCAUCAGAGAAAUCACACAGUAUAUUAAAAAGAUGAUCAAAGAUGAAUAUAGAGUUCUCUCCACUGAAACGUCCAUCAAUCUGUUCCUCUGUCUGCUGGAAGUCAAAGAUCAGUCUCUGUCCAGAGAGAUUCAGGAGUUUGUGAAAUCAGACAAACACUCAAAGAAGAAACUCUCUCCGUCUCACUGCUCAACAAUCUACUACAUGAUUCAGAUGUCAGAGGAGCCGCUGGAUGAGCUGAACCCCAUGAAAUACAACACAUCAGAUGAGGGGAGAAGAAGACUGAUACCAGCUGUGAUCAACUGCAGAAAAGCUCUAUUUUCUGGCUGUAAUCUCACUCCUCAGUGUUGUGACAGUUUGUCUUCAGCUCUACAAUCCUCAAACUCUGUCCUGAGAGAGCUGGAUCUGAGUAACAAUGACCUACAGGACUCUGGUGUCAGCUUCAUUUCUGAUGGUCUGAAGAGUCCAAACUGUCAGCUGCAGAUCCUGAGACUUGCUGGCUGUAAUCUCACUGCUCAGCGUUGUGAAAUUGUGUCUUCAGCUCUACAAUCCUCAAACUUUGUCCUGAGAGAGCUGGAUCUGAGUAACAAUGACCUACAGGACUCUGGUGUCAGCUUCAUUUCUGAUGGACUGAAGAGUCCAAACUGUCAGCUGCAGAUCCUGAGACUUGCUCUCUGUAAUCUCACUGCUUGGUGUUGUGACAGUUUGUCUUCAGCUCUACAAUCCUCAAACUCUGUCCUGAGAGAGCUGGAUCUGAAUAACAGUGACCUACAGGACUCUGGUGUCAACUUCAUUUCUGAUGGACUGAAGAGUCCAAACUGUCAGCUGCAGAUCCUGAGGUUGUCUGGCUGUAUGGUGACAGAGGAAGGCUGUGGUUAUGUGUCUUCAGCUCUGAGUUCAAACCCCUCACACCUGAGAGAGCUGGAUCUGAGCUACAAUCACCCAGGACGAUCAGGAGUGCAGCUGCUCAACCUCAAACUGGAGGAUUCAAACUAUAAACUGCAGAUACUCAAUGUGGAUCAUGGAGGAGAGGUCAUGAUGACAGCAGGACUACGAAAGUAUUCCCAUCAGAUCACUCUGGAUCUGAACACAGUGAAUAAACGCCUCCGUCUGUCUGAGAGGAACACAGUGAUUACUAACACUGUCACAUUCCAGUCGUAUCCUGAUCAUCCAGACAGAUUUGAUGAGAGUCCUCAGGUGUUGUGUAGAGAGAGUGUGAGUGAUCGACGCUGUUACUGGGAGAUUGAGUGCAGUGUUGGUGUGUUUAUAUCAGUGUCAUAUAAGAGCAUCAGCAGGAAGGGACGGGGUGAUGAGUGUGUGUUUGGAGGUAAUGAUCAGUCCUGGAAUUUGACCUGCUCUCCCUACAGUUACUCAUUCAUACACAAUAACAUACUGACUGUUCUCCCUGUAAAGCCCAUCAUCAGCAGAACAGUGAAUAAGCAGAAACACUAUAGAGUAGGAGUGUAUGUGGAUCACAGUGCAGGAACUCUGUCCUUCUACAGCGUCUCUGGAGACACAAUGAUCCACAUCCACACAGUCCAGACCACAUUCACUCAACCACUCUAUCCUGGGUUUGGGGUUCCUACUGGAUCAUCAGUGAAACUGUGA